GGAAAUGAAUUUGACAAUACGAAAAAAAAAGUAUUUUUAUAUUUACAUUUAUACUGAAAACUGAUGGUAGUAAUUCUGAGGAAUGGAUCGGUACGUGCUAGUUGUUUCUUUUAACCAAGAAGAGGAUAAAUGCGCGAAGGCAUUGGAGGCUGCCAAACAGAUCUAUGAUAAACUGGGGAAUAUCUCCUGUUGUAAUUCAACAAGGAGGGUUUCUCUGUUUCCAGCCUGCUCUCUGAGUGGUGGUCCUGCCUCACAGAGGUGGUAUUUUGCUGUCCAGGCAUGUCAUGGGACAUCUCAGUUCUGCAGUGCAGAGUGGGAGGAGCUGGGUAGUUGUCAGAAGAAUGAUGACCAGGAGGAAAGCCCCAACAAUAUGGAUGCCUGUCUCCGUACUCUGGAUGACCAGGAGGAGAAGACUGACCAGCCUGGCCCACGGCAGACUGAGUUGUAUGAAGAGGCAGCAGAAGGACUGCACCUUUUAUCAGACAGGCUUCCCCAUCCAGGAAAAGCUCUGCUAGAUGUGAUAUUUCUGGGUGUUGCUGAAGAGGCUCCUAACCUGAAGGACUUCCUCCCUGUGAUUGGCUCAUUGAAACACAUGCAGGCAUGGCACUCAGCCAAGAUUACCAUAGUGACUGAACACCAAGCUGGGUGGCAGAAGCCAGCCUCCAACCUGUCAGCCAGUAUAGUAGAUACCAGUGGCAUCAUGACCUGUAUUGAUGAGAGGGAGUUAUGGAGAGGAGGUGUUAUUUAG
Messenger RNA from Coregonus clupeaformis (lake whitefish), 748 nucleotides. Its product is annotated as mdm2-binding protein-like. The record is from RefSeq and is a predicted model, not a curated record. Bases 83 to 748 code for a protein of 221 amino acids. Gene Ontology annotation, biological process: regulation of protein ubiquitination; traversing start control point of mitotic cell cycle; protein localization to kinetochore. Gene Ontology annotation, cellular component: kinetochore. The transcript has 7 exons. Lineage: Eukaryota; Metazoa; Chordata; Actinopteri; Salmoniformes; Salmonidae.